AAUUUCCCCCUCUGUAUUCUCCAACAAGAUCCUCAGUCAAGAAGUCUCUUUUACUUCUCCUCUAGAGGUUCUCUCUCUCUAGUCUCUACCAAACAGUUGCAGCUCUUGUGGCUUCAUCUGAUCCUCUUCUUUUUAUCUUUAUUUUAUUCCUUUUCCUUUGUCACCAGGACGAAAAAGAUCUCAAUUCCGCCCCCAUUCCAGACAAGUUUACAAGUUGCCAAUUUUGAGUUUCCUUCCUUGCUUCUCCCACUUGCGUAAAAUAUCCACCAAGUUUCCAGCUUUAGAUUCCCCCAUCUGGUCCAGAAGAAUUUCCCCACUUCCCCUCGUUUCAGGAUCUUACCCGCCACUGGGUUGUCUAGAGAGAGUGAGGGAAGGAGAUGAAGAUACAGUGCAACGUGUGCGAGGGGGCGGAGGCGAACGUACUGUGCUGCGCAGACGAGGCAGCAUUGUGUUGGGCCUGCGACGAGAAGGUACACGCCGCCAACAGGUUGGCAAGCAAGCAUCAAAGGAUUCCGCUUACCAGCUCUUCCCCUCAAUUGCCCAAAUGCGAUAUUUGUCAGGAAAUGGCAGGCUUUUUCUUCUGCCUAGAAGACAGAGCUUUGCUCUGCAGGAAAUGUGAUUUGGCCAUUCACACAGCAAAUGAAUAUGUGUCUGCUCAUCAGAGAUUUUUACUUACAGGAGUGAAGGUAGGUCUUGAGCCUACUGAUCCUGGUAGAUCUUCGUCCUCAGGUAAGUCGCCUUCUGGUGAAAAGCAAUCGGCGAUGAAAUCUCAAUCUGUUUCUGAAAGAAUCACACCAGCAAUGCCAUUCGCUAGUACCUCGAAUGAUACUCCAUCUGUGAAUGGUGGUGGAUUAAGGAGCUCUGAGCCUUCUGCAAAGGUGCCUUUUUCGGAGGAUUAUCAGGCCGGAGGCAUCCAACAGUGGCCACAACUAGAUGAAUUUAUGGGUUUAACUGAGUUGAACCAAACUUACAGCUACUUGGGUAACGGUUCAUCAAAGGCUGAUAGUGGGAGGCGUGGAGACUCCAACAGCUCCUCUGCAAUGAUGAGGUCUGGUGACGAUGAAGUGGAUAAAGAUGAGUCUCACGGUCAAGCUUCAGAUAGCUAUUGGGCAGUGCCGGAGAUGCCAUCACCCCCGACUGCCUCAGGGCUCUGCUGGCCAAAACAACCCUGGGAUCACGGGGUGGUUUCCGUGCCAGAUAUAAGCUGCUCAGGUGCUCAAACCAACUAUGAUGGCGAGAAAGAACAUGUAAGAGCCAGAAAGAGGCGGAGGCAACAACGGUGGACUACUCCCUUUUGAUGGCCGCUCUGCACCCUCUUUCUUGGAUAGGGGUAGAUUUGCAUUCUUACGAUUUCUGUUGUAAUUUGGCUUUUGCUUACCUAGGAGCUUAAAGAGAAAAAGGUUGAAGGUUUCAAAAUGGCAUUGAGUUGAGGGUGAUGGGUUGAGAAGAAUAAUGUAUGAUAAGUGAUGUGUUCUGAGAUAGACAGCCUGCUGUAAAGAAGAGUUCUUAAUUUUACAAAUGUUUAGUGUAAUGGGCUAAUGGCUGUGCAGGAGAAAACCUAGUUUCCAGCAUUAUCUGGGUUUGACAGUAAUAGCAGGUUUUGGGCGGUCUUGUGUUUUUUAAGAGCAUUUGUGUUUUGUAGGAGCAUACAAAUAUGUGGCAAUGGAAAUGCAAUUUUAAUGGUAUGGAUGGAAG
Messenger RNA from Linum tenue, 1695 nucleotides. Lineage: Eukaryota; Viridiplantae; Streptophyta; Magnoliopsida; Malpighiales; Linaceae. The record is from the annotation of a GenBank genome assembly.